Molecule: messenger RNA, 1581 nt
Organism: Condylostylus longicornis
Lineage: Eukaryota; Metazoa; Arthropoda; Insecta; Diptera; Dolichopodidae
Gene: Gas8
Product: dynein regulatory complex subunit 4
Exons: 6
Coding region: 110-1546 (478 amino acids)
Biological process (GO): cell motility
Cellular component (GO): Golgi apparatus; motile cilium; microtubule
Molecular function (GO): microtubule binding; small GTPase binding
Source: RefSeq, a predicted model, not a curated record
AUUGACUUCAAUACUGAAAAUUAUAUUACUGAUAACAUAAUUGAUUACGAAAGUGAUGUAUUAAAUGAUGAUAGUGGAGAUGGUGGUGGCGGUGGUGGUGGUUUUGUAAAUGGAGGCAUUAUUAAUAUUGAUGAUGCCGCCGAAAAAGAAAGGAAAAAAAGGACCCGUUCUAAUCGAUGGGGUGAAUACAUCAGCUAUGAGUCGAGAGCAACUUGAAGGAUUUGCACAUCGCCUCAAAGCAGAAAUGGAUCGAGAACGAGAAGAACGAAAUUUCUUUCAGUUGGAACGAGAUAAAUUAAGAACAUUUUGGGAAAUUACAAGAGACCAAUUAGAGGAAGCUCAAGCUACAAUUCGUAAUAAAAAUAGAGAAGUUGAGAUGGCACAAGAAUUAGCUGACAUAGACAUUAAAAAUGUAACGCAACAAAUGAAACAUUUACAAUAUGAAAAUCAAUCCAAAAUCUGUGAGUUACGUGCCGAAGCCAUGACACAAUUAAAAAUAGCUCAGGAAGAGCACGAUAAAAGAGAACAAGAACUUUUAAAAGAUAUAAGGGAACUCAAGCGCCUACUGAGAGAGAAAGAGGAAAUUACGGAAUUGCAAAUUCAAGAACUAAAAAUGAAGCACAGCGAAAUGAUAAGGGAGCAACAGGAGCGUUAUGAAAAAGAGGCUGAAGAUCUUACGGCAUUACAUGAACAAAAAUUAAAGCAGCAAGCCGAAGAACUUGGAAUUAAAAACCGUAUGGAAAUGUCUGAAGUAGAGGAGCGUAAAAAUACUCAAAUCAGUAAACUAAUCGAGUCACACGAAAGUUCUUUCAACGAAUUAAAAAGCUAUUAUAAUGAUAUAACAGUAAAUAAUUUAGCCCUAAUUACUACCCUUAAAGAACAAAUGGAAGAGCUUCGAAAACAAUCUGAAAGAAAUGAGCGAGUCGCAAAUGAAACUAUUAUCGAAAAUAAACGUUUAACAGAACCACUUGCAGAGGCACAAGCCGAAUUAAUUGAGCUACGUCGCAAACUUCUAAAUUAUGGACGUGACCAAAAACAAUUAGCUCGUUUAAAGAAACGUCAUUCUAGCGCCGAAAAGCACGUUACAAAUUUGAAAUGGGAAAGCGACGUUAUUCUAAUGCGAAACGAAGUUUUAGUGGAAGAACGCGAACACUUGAAAAAUAAAUUUGAAGAAGCAUUAAUGGAACUACAACAAAAAACUGGAUUAAAAAACGUUCUUCUAGAACGCAAAAUCACACUUUUAGAAAAAGAAGCUGAAGCUAGAGAGGCAUUAUUAUCUGAAGCUAUUGCGGCAUCUGGAAUGGAACCAUCUAAAGUUUCUGCUAGAAUCGACGAUUUGUUAAAAGCAAAACAAGAAACCAUAGACGAUUUGAAAUAUGAAUUAGCCCGUGUUUGUAAAGCUCAUGAUGAUUUGUUAGCUACUUACGAAAGGAAAUUGCAACAAUAUGGAAUACCACAAGAAGAACUUGGCUUCCAGCCUCUGCGAACUACAACAAAUAUAAGAGUAGGAUCUGGCCCUGCUGGGUUAGUUACAAAAAAUAGAUAAAAACAUACUUAACAAUUGUUUAAGCCCGAUUAUAA